AUGCCAAUUGUUGGGUUUAAUGUUAUAGAGGAGAUCAUUAAACAGCCCGUAGAUUGUGCAUCAGCUGGGGUGGGAGAAUCAGUGGUGGAUGCCCUUAGCUCAAGUCUAACUGGUGUUGAAAAAGAAAAGGUGGAGGCUCUUGUUAACCUCAUUAGGACAGAGUUUGCACAAGAAUUGUGCAGUAUUAAGUCCAGGAAACAGGACGCGUUGAUCCCUAAAGGGCAGUCAGUUAUUGUUUCAUGUCGAGCAGCAAUUGGUCCAGUUGGCAAGGUCCCAGUGUUAUUUGAACUCGAUCCAGAGUCGUCCUACCCUUCUGAUCUUGAACUACCAGAAGCUUAA
Molecule: messenger RNA, 339 nt
Organism: Porites evermanni
Lineage: Eukaryota; Metazoa; Cnidaria; Anthozoa; Scleractinia; Poritidae
Source: the annotation of a GenBank genome assembly